AAUAUCACUGGCACGGGAUAAUCAAACUGCGAGAAAACUGGACUACCUUCAGUUUAAGGAUAGUGUCAAGAGAAGCAAUCAAAAAUAAAUUAGCGACCAAAAUAUUAGCGUUCAUAACAGUGCAUUAGAAAGUUGUUCAAUAAAUAUAAUACGAAAGUAUAUUUCUUUGUAGCUGCGAAUUCUAAAACAACAUAAUGGCUUAUUACAAAGGAGCUGCGAGUGAAGGAGGUCGCGCAAUGCAACUUAUGAAAAAGCGCGAGAUUGCUCAGCAGGAAAUUGAAUUGCGCAAGAAAAGGAUCGAGGAAGAUCUCAAAGUUAGUAAUAUUGAGAAUAAGUUUGCUACGCAUUACGAUGCCGUGGAACAGCAGCUUAAAUCCUCAACUAUCGGGCUGGUUACGCUCGAUGAGAUGAAACAGAAACAAGAGGACAUAGUUCGAGAGCGUGAAAGAAAACUAGCACAGAAAAAGGAAGAUAAAGACCGCGAGAAACUGAAGGCUUUGGAAGCCAAACAAGCGGAAAAGGAUCGACAGAAAAGACAAAUUCAAGCAUUAUCAUUCAAUAUAGAGAAUGACGAGCUUGAAGACGAAGAAGAAGAAGAAGAGAUAUUACAAAUUCAGCCGAAAAAAUGGCAAACUGAAUCGACGGGACCUAAAAUAAAAAAGAUUAAAAAGAAUCCAGACGUAGACACUUCCUUUUUGCCUGACCGGGAACGCGAGGAAACAGACAAUAAACUGCGAGAAGAACUUCGCCAAGAAUGGGCUUUGAAGCAGGCUACACUGAAGGAUCAAGAAAUAUCGAUCACUUUCAGUUAUUGGGACGGUUCGGGACACAGAAAAUGUGUAACUAUGAAAAAGGGAAACUCCAUCUAUCAGUUUUUACAGAAAUGUCUCGAGAUGCUUCGUAAAGAAUUUAGUGAACUGAAGACUGUUAUGGCAGACCAACUGAUGUAUGUAAAAGAAGAUUUAAUUCUGCCCCAUCAUUACACGUUUUAUGAUUUCAUCGUAACCAAGGCACGUGGCAAAAGUGGACCAUUAUUCAACUUUGAUGUCAAGGACGAUAUUCGGAUGAUCAGUGACGCAACGGUCGAAAAGGAAGAAUCCCACGCAGGUAAAGUAUUGUUGCGCUCCUGGUACGAACGGAACAAGCACAUUUUCCCUGCCUCACGCUGGGAACCGUAUGAUCCGACGAAAGUGUACGAAAAAUACACAAUUAAGGAUAAAUGCAAAAAAUAAUAAAAUUGUUUUGAAAAACUGUAUAAAUAUAUAUAACCAGCUGACCCAGCGAACUGCA
Toxorhynchites rutilus septentrionalis is the source of this 1290-nucleotide messenger RNA. Its product is annotated as protein FAM50 homolog. Gene Ontology annotation, cellular component: nucleus. Lineage: Eukaryota; Metazoa; Arthropoda; Insecta; Diptera; Culicidae. The coding region runs from base 195 to 1232 and encodes 345 amino acids. Gene Ontology annotation, biological process: chromatin organization. The record is from RefSeq and is a predicted model, not a curated record. The transcript is spliced from 2 exons.